Grammomys surdaster is the source of this 1063-nucleotide messenger RNA. RefSeq names its product olfactory receptor 7G1-like. The record is from RefSeq and is a predicted model, not a curated record. Gene Ontology annotation, biological process: G protein-coupled receptor signaling pathway. The coding region runs from base 44 to 985 and encodes 313 amino acids. Gene Ontology annotation, molecular function: G protein-coupled receptor activity; olfactory receptor activity. Gene Ontology annotation, cellular component: membrane. NCBI's taxonomy places the organism in Eukaryota, Metazoa, Chordata, Mammalia, Rodentia, Muridae. The transcript has a single exon.
CAGAUCAUCUUGCCUAUUCGUUUUGGUAAUAUUCAAGAGCAGCAUGGAAAUUUCAAACCAAUCAGGUAUUUCUGAUUUUUUUCUCAUUGGAUUGACAUAUGCUCCAGACAUUGAGUCAUUUAUAUUCAGCUUGUUCCUGUUUAUAUAUUUUGUUACCAUCUUUGGGAACAUUCUCAUUAUCUUGGCUGUAAGCUUAGACUAUCACCUCCAUACACCCAUGUACUUUUUUAUUGCCAAUCUGUCUUUUACUGACAUCUGUAUAAGCACAACAAUAAUCCCCAAAAUGCUGUUGAAUAUUGAAACACAUAUUCAUAGCAUUACCUACACAGGCUGCCUGUCCCAGGUGUGUUUUGUAUUGAUUUUUGGUGGGUUAGAAAGUUGUCUACUUGCUGUGAUGGCCUAUGAUCGUUACUUGGCCAUAGUUCAUCCACUAAGAUAUACAGUUAUCAUGAACCCUUGUCUCUGUGUACUGCUGGUUUUACUCUCACUGUUUAUCAGUACCAUGAAUGCACUACUGCAUAGUCUGAUGUUGUUAAAACUGUCCUUCUGCAAAGACCAGAAUAUCCUUCAUUUCUUCUGUGAACUUGUUCAAGUCAUCAAACAUGCCUGCUCUGAUACUUUCAUCAAUACUCUUCUUAUUUACACAGUGACUAGUGUAUUUGCUGGUGUUCCUCUUGCUGGGAUUAUUUUCUCUUAUAUUCAAAUUGUGUCCUCCAUUCUUAAGAUCUCAUCAGUCCAGGGACGGAAUAAAGCCUUUUCCACUUGUGGAUCUCAUCUCUCAAUAGUAUCUUUAUUCUAUGGGACAGCUUUUGGAGUGUAUAUGAGUUCUGCAGUUUCUAACUCUUCUGCUAAGAAUAUAGUCUUUUCUAUGAUGUAUAUUGUGGUCCCUCAAAUGCUGAACCCUUUUAUAUACAGUUUGAGAAACAGAGAAAUGAAGCAAGCCAUAAAACACCUACUGUUUUCUGCGGUCUUAUCAUCUCUAUAAAUUGUGUUACAGAAAUGUUGGGGAACCAGAAAACUAACUUCUUUAUCAUUAAGCCCUUUAAAUUAUCUAAACACAUUU